AUGAGGUGGUCGAUUUUUGUUUGUUUGCUCGUGUGUCUGGCGAGGUUCUGCGAUGCUGGGGCGUUAAGAUGUCCGCCGGGUGUGUUGGACUCUUCAUGUAUGGAAGAAAAGAAAGAAUUGGAAACACCAGAAACAUCAGGCAGUGGUACGGCAGAAGCCCAAUGUUUAGUUGGCACGGAAUGGGAGAGUAACUGUCAUUAUUGCCGAUGCUCAAACACUGGAGUGGCCGAGUGCCUUAAAAUGGAUACCUGUGACAAAGGGCUUUAUGCUGAGCCAGCGCUCUGCAAGCCGAAUACAACGUUCCAACGAGACUGCAACACCUGUGUGUGUUUAGACAAUGGCCUAGGACUAUGCACCCUCGAACACUGUAGAAGUUCUAACAACAUCAAAGAUAACCUUGAACUAUCAGAAGAAAGUGAAAAGGAAGCAGCAACAAAAUCGGAAACACAUGUACUCGUAAUACCGACAACAAGAUCAUUGAACAAUGCAACGAAAUCUCAAGUAUGUGUUGCAAACCGUAUGUUUGUGAAAGAUUGCAAUACUUGCUGGUGCAAUGAAGACGGUACCAGCUACGUGUGUACCAGGAGAACUUGCGUGCCUCUUCUACCUGGUGAGGAGUCGGACCUGGGAGGGAUCCCUGCAGAGGAAUUGCGUGUGACCAAACAGGCAUGUCGUCCGGAUGAAGUCUUUGAGUUAGAUUGCAAUAUGUGUCGUUGCAAUUCUGAUGGGAAAUCAUAUUCUUGCACCAGGAGAGCGUGCGCGGAACCUGAUGAUGAUAAGAAAGUCAACUUAUCCAGAAAAAUCCGGUCGUUUACUACGGAGAUGCCGAAGACCUGCCAACCGGGACAAGAGUUCCGCAUGGACUGCAAUAAGUGCUUGUGCGACAGCAAAGGCCAGGAUUUCUCCUGCACCAGAAAUGAUUGCAACGCCCCGAACAACAACCACGGCGUUAGAAGGAAAAGAGAUGUUCCAGUCUCCAGAGUCUCCGAGCCCAUAGAGAUGAAGUGUGUGGCGGGUAGCGUGUUUGAUCGCGAUUGCAACGUAUGCAGGUGCACAGAUGAUGGUAAUCACGCAACCUGCACCAUCAAACGUUGCGAGAAAGACAAUGAACUUGACGGUGGAGUCCAUCCAACGGGUGGACUCGGAUCCAGGCUUCCGUUGCAAUCCUGGAGAACAAUUUAA
Molecule: messenger RNA, 1182 nt
Organism: Arctia plantaginis
Lineage: Eukaryota; Metazoa; Arthropoda; Insecta; Lepidoptera; Erebidae
Source: the annotation of a GenBank genome assembly